CAUCCAGAGCACAGUUGGGACAAAGCAACAAGCACUACAUUUAGAUUAACAGCACUAGGCACAAGACAAUGUCAGAACGUAGGAUUCCGUUCACCUUCCUCCGCACUCCAAGCUGGGAUCCAUUCCGUGACUGGUACCAAGGUACCAACCGACUAUUUGAUCAGUCAUUUGGUAUGCCCCGUAUUCCUGAAGACUGGCACCAAUGGCCCACUACCAGCUGGCCAGGCUAUGUGCGCUUAUUUCCUAACCAGUCCAUGGAAGUGGUGCCUCCAACGACUCCAGCUGUAGCCACUGCUGCUCCUGACUUUAGUCGGGCCCUGAGCCGCCAACUAAGCAGUGGUAUCUCAGAGAUCCGGCAGACAUCAGAUCAAUGGAAAAUUAGCUUGGAUGUCAAUCAUUUCGCCCCUGAGGAGUUGCUAGUGAAAACCAAAGAUGGAAUUGUAGAAAUCACAGGAAAACACGAAGAGAAGCAAGAUGAGCAUGGAUUUAUUUCUAGAUGCUUUACCAGAAAGUACACUCUUCCCCCUGGUAUAGAAGCAAGUAUAGUGACUUCAUCACUUUCCCCAGAUGGCAUUUUAACUGUAGAAGCCCCUCUCCCUAAACCAGCCAUCCAAUCUGCUGAGAUCACUAUUCCAGUGACUUUCCAGAGCCAUGCAGCGAUUGGCAAAUCCGAGGCCAAGAAAGGAGAGGAAGCUGCCAAGAAAUAAGACUCCUCUGAGUUAUUUGAAAUUGAUGUCUGCUAUUAAAUACCACCAAUUUUUACAAUAGUUUGUUAUUUUGAAAAAAAAAAAUAAUUGAAAAAUAAAUACAUUUCAUAAAA
Molecule: messenger RNA, 820 nt
Organism: Bombina bombina (fire-bellied toad)
Lineage: Eukaryota; Metazoa; Chordata; Amphibia; Anura; Bombinatoridae
Gene: HSPB1
Product: heat shock protein family B (small) member 1
Exons: 3
Coding region: 69-707 (212 amino acids)
Biological process (GO): protein refolding; response to heat
Molecular function (GO): protein folding chaperone
Source: RefSeq, a predicted model, not a curated record